Protobothrops mucrosquamatus (brown spotted pit viper) is the source of this 750-nucleotide messenger RNA. RefSeq names its product pulmonary surfactant-associated protein C-like. The coding region runs from base 1 to 750 and encodes 249 amino acids. The transcript is spliced from 6 exons. Gene Ontology annotation, cellular component: alveolar lamellar body; extracellular region. Gene Ontology annotation, biological process: respiratory gaseous exchange by respiratory system. Lineage: Eukaryota; Metazoa; Chordata; Lepidosauria; Squamata; Viperidae. The record is from RefSeq and is a predicted model, not a curated record.
AUGGAGAUGGAGAAGACAGAAGUUGUCACCAAGGAGACUCUACUCAAAGCACCAUCAGCUGUGAGUCCCAUUAUUGUUUGCACUGGUUGCUGCUGCUGCCCCUGCUGUGGUUGUGACUCCUGUCCCAGCUGUGACUCCUGCCCCAAGUGCUGUUCCUGCCCGAGCUGCUGCCCCCCCAGCUGUGACUGCUGCUGCCAGCUGUGCUGCUUCCUCCCACACCUGCUGUGCCAACUGCCCAAACUAGUUGGCUGCCCGGUGAACAUCAAGCGGUUCCUGAUCGUCCUGGUGGUUGUUGGCCUGGUGGUGCUGGUUGUCGUGGGCGCUCUUCUGAUGGGGCUGCACAUCACCCAGGUGCACACGGAGGCUCUUCUGCACAUGACCAUUGACGAGUUGGACGGAGAAGAAUCCCAGCUGAAGUUCUCCGUGAAUAAGGAAGAAGUAGCCACUUACUAUGUGGAUGACGGGAUCCACAACCCAGCCACCAUCAUUUAUGAUUUUGCCAAGCUGCUGAUUGGCUACAAACCUGAACAUCAAAAAGCCUGUUACAUUACCAGGAUGGAUAAGGAAAAUGUCCAAGGAAUAGACGCUCUCCUCCAAGAAUUCCAGACCAAGUUGUCCAUCAUGCACCUCAUGCCAAAGGGGAAGGAGCAAGCGCAAGAAGAAGAAUUCCUUACAUCCCAGGUGGAUCGUUCAAACUUGGGAACCACAAUUAACGUCCUCUGCAAACACAUUCCCAUCUUCUACACUUAG